ACCAGUAGAUGUCGCAGUAUGUCUUGCUGCCCAGAAGGGCCGGGAGACAUUUUCGGUGGAGUGAAAAGCUGGAAGCGGCAUGGCAGAUGCAGCUGAAAAAAUUACAGCGGCCCCUUCAAAAUAUAAAGCCGAUGUGUGGGUGCACUUCGGUUUUAAAAACAAACUUGGCAGCAUUGAGUUGGAUAAAACCAAUGCAAUAUGUAAGCUUUGUCACGCUGCUAUAAAAUAUUCGGGUAACACAACCAACUUGCGAACGCACCUUGUCAGACGCCAUGCCGAUAUAACGUUACAGCAGCUUCCGAAACCUAUCGAACACAGGCAGACUACACUGGAUAACAUCUCUAACAAACUUCCAUCUACCUCAGCUCGAGCUCUAAAAAUAACGGAGUCAUUGGUGCAUUUCAUUUGUCAUGAUUUGCGGCCCUACAGUGUCGUUGAAAACACGGGAUUCAGGUAUAUGGUUAACGUCAUGGAGCCGCGCUAUGUGAUCCCGACUCGCAAACAUAUUACUGAGGUAGCUGUGCCCAGAAUGUAUGAAGAGGUGAAGCAAGAAGUAAAAACAUCUCUUGCCUCAGCAGAAAGAGUGGCCUUAACGUGCGAUGGUUGGACAUCGAGAGCCACUGAAUCUUAUAUUACUAUCACGGCGCACCACAUUAAUGAGAACUGGGAACUGAUUUCUCAUGUUUUGCAGACGAGGGCAAUGCAUGAGAGCCAUACUGGCAGUAACAUCGCCGAGCUGUUGAAAGUAGCAUUAGAGGAAUGGGAUAUAAAAAGCAAGGACCCCGCUAUAGUUACAGACAAUGCAUCAAACAUGACCAUAGCAGCGCAGCUUGCUGGUUUGCUACAUUUUAAAUGUUUCGCGCAUACUUUGAAUUUGGCUUCACAGCGCGCACUGCAGCUAAAACCAGUCGCCCGUUUGCUGGGAAGAGUGAGAAGAAUAACCAGCUUUUUCAGACGCAGCCCCACAGCUAGCUGUGUACUGCGUGAAAAACAAAAGCUUCUAAAUCUGCCUCAACACAAAUUACUCACUGACAUCGUUACCAGAUGGAAUAGUGCUCAUGACAUGCUACAACGCUUCUUAGAACAGCAGCCAGCCAUCCAUGCUGCCCUCCUCUCAGCUGAGGAAGACAGAGAAGGAGAUCUGCACCCUCACUGAGUCAGACAUAACAGCUGCUGAAGAAGUUGUCACUGCUAUGAAGCCCAUGAAGGUAGCUACACUUGUCAUGUCAGAGGAGACCACUCCAACACUAUCAGUUGUAGCACCACUCCUUGCCCAGCUGAUCCAUGAUCUACAAGACAGCCCAGCUGAUUCCAGUUUGACAAAGGAAAUCAAAUCUGUCAUAUGCCAGGAUCUUAACAAGAGGUACUUGAAUAAGGAGGCUCUUUAUGUAGCCUCAGCUAUGGAUCCGAGGUUUAAGGCCCUGCCCUUCCUUUCAGAAGACCAACACCAGGACAUCUAUGCUAGAAUCACUGCAGAAGCUACAAGGAGCAAAGGGGCAUUACAGCAGAAUGAUACUGGAGUGGAGACAACAGAGACAGAGAGUGAUGUGAAUGUGGUGCCAGAGGAAGAUGAGGACAGCAAUCAAUGCCCUGUGCAAAAAGACAUCUCUGCAGUACCAUCUAAGAGAUCACGGCAUUUUCUAGCUGACUUACUUGGUCAAACAUAUGCUGCAGGUGCUGCAAAAAAAUUGAAAACCGCAGAGGACCAAGCAAAGGAGGAGAUGGCAAAAUACAAGGAGGAAGCUCCCCUGCCACUUAGUGCUAAUCCACUGGACUGGUGGAAAGGGCAUCAGAGCGAGUAUCCUCUCUUGUCUCACAUUGCAAAGAGAUACCUGUGCAUCCCGGGGACUAGCAUCUCCUCUGAGAGAGUUUUCUCUACUGCAGGGGAUAUUAUUACAGCUCAGAGAAGUGCACUUACACCAGAGCAUCUUGAUCAAAUUAUGUUCCUGAACAAAAAUCUGAGGUCAAAGUAGGCCUGUCACUGUAUCCAUGUUUUUACAAAGUUUGGUUAUAAUACUUAAUAUGCACUAUGUUUUACUCAUACAUUUCAUUGUGACAGAGUACCUGAGGAUAUGCACUUUAUUUUCAUGUUUGCAAUGUGUGCACUGUUAAAGUGCAGGUUAAUAUUGUUAUGGCAGCUUAAAAAAUAAAUUGGAAAAUUUAUUUUGAAUUAUGUCGCUUUGACUCCAUUUGUCCACUGAUUUAUCAUUGUGAUGUAUUAAUACUACCCAGAUCGUACAGAGUAACAAAGUAUUUCAGCACUGAUAUAAUUUUUUAGUGAACUGUAAUCAUAUCGUGAUGUGUAUCGUAUUGUGAUGUGUAUCGUAUCGUGGUCCAUAUAUCGUGAUGCGUAUUGUAUCGUGGUCCAUGUAUCGUGAUGCGUAUCGUAUCGUGAAGUCCUUGCCAAUA
Molecule: messenger RNA, 2409 nt
Organism: Xyrauchen texanus (razorback sucker)
Lineage: Eukaryota; Metazoa; Chordata; Actinopteri; Cypriniformes; Catostomidae
Product: E3 SUMO-protein ligase ZBED1-like
Exons: 3
Coding region: 1101-1973 (290 amino acids)
Molecular function (GO): protein dimerization activity
Source: RefSeq, a predicted model, not a curated record